Molecule: messenger RNA, 2925 nt
Organism: Megalops cyprinoides (Indo-Pacific tarpon)
Lineage: Eukaryota; Metazoa; Chordata; Actinopteri; Elopiformes; Megalopidae
Gene: pcif1
Product: phosphorylated CTD interacting factor 1
Exons: 16
Coding region: 703-2886 (727 amino acids)
Cellular component (GO): nucleus
Molecular function (GO): RNA polymerase II C-terminal domain binding; mRNA (2'-O-methyladenosine-N6-)-methyltransferase activity
Source: RefSeq, a predicted model, not a curated record
CAUAGAAAAAAACAGAAAGGAAACACUUGAGCAGGUUGCAUCACUUUAUUGAUAUAAAAACACCAAAGGGUAGAGCAGAAUAGGAAAAUUUCCUUCUUGUUAUUCUGUACUCAAUGGGAACGUUCUCUUCAGUCUAUCCCAUGCCCCAGCAUCCGCGUUUUUGUACGUAUCCGUUAACUAGCAAUAGCGUAAUGGUACUGUACGGUCACCCAGAUUCUGAUUCACAUGUAUGGUACAACGUCAGUAAUGUUUACUUUUGAGCUGCCCAGCAACGAACUGCGAUGACUGUGGACAGCUAUCCAAGCUACCUCAUUAGGCUAGUUAAGAUAACAAAUCACAGUCCACAGAGCAUCUUACUGCAUAUCUCAGCAGUUUCAUCUAACUAGACGACACAGUAUCUAUAGCAUGUACAUCGCUGUAUUCUAUGUAUAAACUAAACAAUUUGCCAGGUAUUUAGUGAUCUAAUUCAUGUGAACUAACCUUCAAAAUAUCGUGAUUGCCACACUAAAUAUGGCUACUAUUCAUUGGCGGUUUGUGUCCAGUACGACGAAUAAACUGACGCAUGCGCAUUACCUAGGCCCGGGUCCGCGAUACAAGAUGGCGGAGACGGUGGGGAGGGAGAGGCGGAGGCGGGUCUGGACUGAAUAGAGUAAAGCCUGUACCGGAUUCCCAACAAACCUCUCCAAGGACAGAUGAGGAGAGAUGACAAGUGAAAACCAUGGAACAGUGAAGGGGGACACCACUCUGGUGAUGUCACCCUCUGGGUCCUCCUCUCAGGGGCAGCCCCUCUUGCCCUCAACCAGCAAACCCAUCCAGGAGCUGCCAGAUGAGCUGAUCCAGGCUGGGUGGUCCAAAUGUUGGAGCAAGAGGGAGAAUCGGCCCUACUACUUCAACCGCUUCACCAACCAGUCGCUGUGGGAGAUGCCAGUGCUGGGGCAGCAUGAUGUCAUUUCUGACCCCCUGGGUUUAAAUGCUGCCCCAGCUACGGCAGAGGGGGCAGGUGAUCCUAGCCUGGGAAAUGGGCAAAGCAAAAGGCGUCUAUCGGAGGAGGCUACCCAGGGAAAUAGCUUCAAGAGGCCCAAGGUGGAGAUGACACCCGUGACUCCCACCACGCCCACAGUCCCCAUCUCCCCGAGUACGCCGGGGGCCAAGCUGUGGAGCUCCACUACAGAGGACAAGCACUCUCAGCCGAUCUUGCCGACUCCUGCGCCGGCGUACCGCCCGACCGCGGUGUACUGGGAUCUGGACGUGCCGACGAACGCGGUAAUUAGAGAGAGAGCUCCGGCUGACCACUUGCCACCCCACCCUGAGAUAGAGCUGCAGCGGGCGCAGCUCACAGCCAAGCUACGGCAGCACUACCAUGAGCUGUGUUACCAGCGGGAGGGAAUCGACCCCCCACGCGAGUCCUUCAACCGCUGGCUACUGGAGCGUAAGGUGGUGGACAAGGGGACUGACCCCUUGCUGCCCAGUGACUGUGACCCUGUCAUUUCUCCCUCCAUGUUCCGUGAAGUGAUGAAUGACAUCCCUAUCAGGUUGUCCCGUAUAAAAUACAAGGAGGAGGCCCGGAAGCUCUUGUUUAAAUAUGCAGAGGCUGCGAAAAAAAUGAUUGACUCAAGGAACGCUUCACCAGACAGUAGGAAGGUUGUGAAGUGGAAUGUCGAAGACACCAUCAACUGGCUGAGGAAAGACCACUCUGCCAGCAAAGAGGACUACAUGGAUCGUCUGGAGCACUUGCGCAAACAGUGCGGUCCCCAUGUAGCGGCGGUGGCCAAGGACUCUGUAGAGGGGAUCUGCACCAAGAUCUACCACAUCUCCGCUGAGUAUGUGCGCCGCAUCCGGCAGGCCCACCUGAACCUUCUCAAAGAGUGCAACAUCACUGAUGGGGCAGAGGCUCCGGAGGUGCAGGACAGGCUGGUGUACUGCUAUCCAGUCCGGCUGGCCCUCCCCUCGCCCCCCCAGCCCCGAGUCGAACUGCACUUCGAGAACGAUAUCGCCUGCCUGCGCUUCAAAGGCGAAAUGGUCAAGGUCAACCGCAACUACUUCAACAAGCUGGAGCUACUCUACCGGUACAGCUGCAUCGAUGAUUCGAGAUUUGAGAAGUUCCUGUCGCGAGUGUGGUGUCUUAUCAAGAGAUACCAGGUGAUGUUUGGCUCCGGUCUGAAUGAGGGCACUGGGCUGCAGGGGGCCCUUCCCGUGCCUGUGUUCGAGGCGCUGAACAAGCAGUUCGGCGUGACUUUCGAGUGUUUCGCCUCCCCGCUCAACUGCUACUUCAAACAGUUCUGCUCCGCUUUCCCCGACAUCGACGGCUUCUUCGGAUCCCGGGGGCCUUUCCUGAACUUCUGCCCGGCCAGUGGCUCCUUUGAGGCCAACCCACCCUUCUGUGAGGAGCUCAUGGAUGCCAUGGUGACACAUUUUGAGGAGCUCUUGGAGCGCUCGAAAGAGCCCUUGUCCUUCAUCAUUUUUGUUCCUGAGUGGCGUGACCCCCCCACCCCUGCUUUGACCCGCAUGGAGGCCAGCGCCUUUCGCCGCCACCAGCUGACAGUGCCAGCGUUUGAGCACGAGUACCGCAGUGGCUCUCAGCACAUCUGCAAGAGAGAGGAGAUGUACUACAAGGCAGUCCACGGAACGGCGGUGAUCUUCCUCCAGAACGAUGCGGGCUUCGCCAAGUGGGAGCCCACCCCUGAGCGCAUCCAGGAGCUGCAGGCUGCCUACCGGGUUUCGGGACGAUCCCUGUCCUCGCCAGGACCCUCCUCAACCUCCUCCGCUAACACAGGAGGAGACAAAGAUUCCAAAACUGGACAGGAGGGGGCGAGCUUGGACACUCCAGGAAACCAGGACAAUUCCAGUCCUAAGGAAAAGAACGCCCCAGACUCGGCAAACAUAUAAACAGGGUGAGGGGUGGAGGGAGUAUCGGGGGGGUGUGGA